ACUCACAGACUCAGGGCAACUCAGGAAGAUCUGAGAACACAGCUCUCUCCAGACAGCAUGGUUCGCCGUGUAGCAGUGAUUGGGGCAGGACCCUCUGGCUUGGUUAGCAUCAAAAGCUGCCUGGAGGAGGGCCUGGAGCCUGUGUGUUUCGAAAGCAGUGAUGACAUCGGGGGUCUUUGGAAGUUUAAGGAGGUCUCGGAGCCCAACCGGGCAAGCAUCUACCGCUCCUUGACCAUAAAUAUCUCCAAGGAGAUGAUGUGCUACAGCGACUUCCCCAUCCCAGGGGAUUAUCCAAACUACAUGCACCACUCCCGCAUCCUGCAGUACUUCCGCCUCUAUGCAGAGCACUUCAGACUGCUCCAGCACAUUCGCUUCCAGACCAAUGUGCGCAGCGUGAAGCAGAGACCUGACUUCUCUCGAUCGGGACAGUGGGAGGUGGUGACCGAGAACAGGGAGGGACAGCAGGAGAAGCACAUCUUCGAUGCUGUGAUUGUCUGUUCUGGACACUACUCAUAUCCAAACCUGCCUCUAAAAGACUUCCCAGGGAUUGAGACCUUUGAAGGAAAGUUCUUCCACAGCUGGGAUUACAAAGGCCCAGAGGAGCUCCACGGGAAGAGAAUUGUGGUGGUUGGAAUUGGGAACUCAGGAGGUGAUAUUGCAGUGGAGUCCAGCAGAGUUGCAGAGCAGGUGUACGUGAGCACUCGCAGGGGUGCCUGGGUCAUACGCGUGGUGUCUGACAACGGCCUUCCCGUGGACAUGAAGUACAACACUCGCUUCGUCCACAUUCUCUUCCAGCUCCUCCCUGUGAAUAUUCUCAACUGGAUAGGGGAGAAUAAGCUGAACGCCAUGUACGACCACACCAUGUAUGCACUGAAGCCAAAGCACAGGCUUUUCAGCCAGAUCCCAGUUAUCAAUGACGAGCUGCCUGGUAAAAUCCUGUCUGGUGGUGUAGUGGUGAAGCCCAACGUGAGGGAGUUUCGCGGGUCCAGCGUGGUGUUCGAGGAUGGAUCGGUGGUGGACAAGGUGGACGUGGUGGUGUUUGCCACAGGCUACAGUUACGACUUCCCCUUCCUGCCCUCCUCUGUCAUGAACAAAUCAGGGCAUAGAGUGGGGUUGUACAAGCACGUGUUCCCCCCAAACCUUGAACACCCCACACUAGCCGUGGUUGGGUUUAUCCAUGCUCUGGGGGCCAUCAUGCCUCAAGCAGAAAUUCAAGCUCGCUGGGUGACCAGAGUUUUCAAAGGACUUAAAAAGUUGCCAUCCAAGCAAGCCAUGCUGAGGGCUAUUGAUAAUGAUACCAAAAGCAUGGAGAAAACCUACAUCUGCUCCAAGUUGGUGCCCCUGCAGGUGGACUAUGUGUCCUACAUGGAUGACAUAGCAGGCGAGGUGGGGGCCCGCCCCAGUCUUGCCUGGCUCUUCUUCACUGACUUCGCUCUGUUCAAGAAGAUCCUGAUGGGCCCGGUCACUGCUUACCAGUACCGACUGACUGGCCCAGGAAAGUGGUCAGGGGCCCGCCAUGCCAUCUUCACCCAGUUUGACCGCAUGUAUCAGCCCUUCAAGACCCGGCAGGUAGAUGACAAGCCUGGAAGCUCUUUCUUAGGGCGUCUGUUCACGUGGACCGUGGCAUCCUUUAUGGGGGCUUGUGCUGCCUACUACCUGCACCUCCACCCCCCCACAGCCCUCCAGAACCUCAUCUCUAUCAUUAGUCCUGAGAAGCUGUGAGCAGGUUUCUCAUUCAGUGCAAUCUAUAUUCAUCCAUUUUCCAUCUAAACUGGUUCUACCUUAUAUCAGGGAACCUAAGUGCAUUCUAUAUCAGCCUGCAUUUAGACUCUGAUGAUAGUACAAACUGUACAAACAACAUGACCAAAUAAUGCUAGCGCAGCCUCCCUGUUAAGUAUUAGUCAGAAUUUCUGAAUGGCUAUUUUCUACUUUGAUGUCAUUUU
This is a messenger RNA of Megalops cyprinoides (Indo-Pacific tarpon), 1943 nucleotides long. Its product is annotated as flavin-containing monooxygenase 5-like. The coding region runs from base 58 to 1722 and encodes 554 amino acids. Gene Ontology annotation, molecular function: NADP binding; N,N-dimethylaniline monooxygenase activity; flavin adenine dinucleotide binding. Lineage: Eukaryota; Metazoa; Chordata; Actinopteri; Elopiformes; Megalopidae. The record is from RefSeq and is a predicted model, not a curated record. The transcript is spliced from 9 exons.